AUGCAGUCCCUACGCAGCCGGAAGUCCGAGUCCCAGACGAAAGUGCAACGUUCGCCGAGCAAGCUCAUCCGGCAAAAUGGUCGUAGCACAACCCGUGUCGAUGAGAAGAUGAAGCGGCGCAUGUCCAUGCGCUAUGCUGAAAUAUCUUCUCCCACCGACGCAUUAGUGCCUGCGGUGCCCGCUCUUCCCAUCGGUCUACAACCAAUCAGUCCGAGUGGUAUCAUUCAUGAAGGGAUACCAGAAGUGGAAACUCCCAGAGAGGACCCGAGGCUGGCGGAGCUGAGGCUUCUGGACAAGGAUGAUUUUGAUCCCGAUGCAUAUCUCAAGCAGAAGAUGGCAAACUCAACAGAAGCACAGCUGAAGACUAUGCAGUCGUCGCUGCGAUCUCAGAGGGACGGAGUGGCUAAAGACUUGCAGCAGGACGUCUUCCGAAACUACGCUGAGUUUGUACAGAUAUCCAAGGAAGUCAGCGUGAUCGAGAACGAGAUGCUGGAGUUCAAAGACUGCCUCGCCGAGUGGAAGAACAUGCCUUCGCUCCUCCACAUUGAAGAAUCUUCCUCCGCUGCAGAGCGCAGACGAAAUGUCCGCUCUUCUAUUGCCGACCUGCGUGUCCUAUACGCCAACCAGAUGCAAACAUUACACACACAGAUCGAGGGCUCGAGCAAGUACGUGCCAACGACACCGGGGCGACAUGUCGUUGCAGAGAUGGACGGCAUCCUUGCGUUGAAUGCAGCGACGUACAAAGUGGAUCAUACAGUGCGCUUUGUCGUGCUGGACGAUGCGGUACUGGUUGCACGCAUCAGGAGGAGGCGGAAUAACGCGGAGAGCGAUAAGCUGGUUGCAGAACGGUGUUGGCCGCUCAACGAGAUGCUGGUGCUAGACACUAAAGAUACAGCAACGAUGUCGAACGUGUUCAAGAUCAGACAUGGCAAGGAGACGCUUGUGUACCGCACAGAGGCAUCUGCGGACAAGAAACAUCUGCUCUCGCAAUUCCGUCAGGUCGCCGAGGAACUUUCUGCUAAGAGACGAAAGGAGCGCGAGGUAGAGCACCUUGGUCGGAAGAGUAUAUGGGGUGGCGAUCGCGGCUCGAUGGCCUUUAGCGGCGAUGCAGUCCCGCCUGUCCCUACCUGGAUGGCGGAACUCGUGGGGCAAACCGAGAUGGGGUCGACCGCGAAGGAGAAGGCUGAACGCGAUGGGCGGUGGAUCAGCGAUUUCUGCGACGAACUGACGGUGGCUAUCGCACUGAGAGAGUGGGACAGAGCUGUCGGGCUGGUCGAACAAGGGGAGGCCCAGCUCCCAAAGAUGCCUGCGCUAGGCACGAAGCUGACCCCACUGAAGGCGUCGCUCACCUCACUAUUAUUACAGUCGCUGUCGAGUCCGUCGAACCGCAAGUCCGCCGUCACGACGUUGAUUGCGCUGCUUGUGCGCCUUAAGGCGAGCGCAGCAGCGCGGAACACGUUUCUCACGGCGCGUGAGGAGCUCAUGCGGCGGCGCGUGCGAAUGAUCCGGUUUGAGGGCCAUGUAGGCGUGUAUGUCGGCGACCUAGCGGUGGUGUACUUCACAGGAAUCAAGCAUACGGCAGACUGGUACUUGUCGAGUUUCAAGGAGAAUGAGGUUGCAAGCUUCUUCAUUGAAUGGGCAAAGAAGCAAGUUGAGUUAUAUGCGGAGCUCUUCAGAAAGCAGGUGUAUAGCUCCGAUGUGGACAAACAGACCGUUGAGGAUGCAAUCAAAAUCACACAUAUGCAGAGCAAGAAGUCUCUCGAGGAAUAUGGCAUUGACUUCCGCUUUCUAAUUGAUAAGCUACUCUCUGAGCAAAAGGAACCGUCGGGCGCGCGCAUUCCUGCUGCUCGUUCUACGCCUUCCCCAGUUUCGCCCACUCUGCGCUCCCCUACCCCGCGCUCCCCUGCGUCUCGCACGGCGUCUCCUGCGCCUCGUUCUGCGCGCUCGCCCACACCCACGCCAGCAAAUGCCAGUCUGGACGGAAUGCUGCGUGCGGCGCAGAUGCCGUUUGUGAACCCUGCGCCGCCACCACGCUCGAAGGAGAGACCAGGGAGCGCAGCGGGGCACCGUCCACCGCCAGUGGCUGUUCCAAAGAGAGAAGGAAUGUUUUGA
Molecule: messenger RNA, 2112 nt
Organism: Postia placenta MAD-698-R-SB12
Lineage: Eukaryota; Fungi; Basidiomycota; Agaricomycetes; Polyporales; Adustoporiaceae
Exons: 10
Coding region: 1-2112 (703 amino acids)
Biological process (GO): exocytosis; intracellular protein localization; Golgi to plasma membrane transport
Cellular component (GO): exocyst
Source: RefSeq, a predicted model, not a curated record